Molecule: messenger RNA, 1563 nt
Organism: Trichoderma aggressivum f. europaeum
Lineage: Eukaryota; Fungi; Ascomycota; Sordariomycetes; Hypocreales; Hypocreaceae
Exons: 3
Coding region: 1-1563 (520 amino acids)
Molecular function (GO): iron ion binding; oxidoreductase activity, acting on paired donors, with incorporation or reduction of molecular oxygen, reduced flavin or flavoprotein as one donor, and incorporation of one atom of oxygen; heme binding
Source: RefSeq, a predicted model, not a curated record
AUGCAAUUGUCUCUGGCAGCGGGCAUUGCGGCCGCGGCGUUGGCUUUUGUCUACGUCGUGAACCUGAUCCUCGAGAGGGUCCGAUACAGAGCCCGGUCCAGGGAACUGGGAUGCAAGCCCCCCGUGUGGAUGUCGGGUUAUGACCCGACAGGCAUUGCCGAUAUUGUCUACGGCGUGGACGCGAGCCGCAAGAAGCGAUUCCCUAUCCACGCUGCCAGCAACUUUGCACGCGAAGAGAAGAAGCAUGGCCGCCCAGUGGGCACGCUGCGUGUUAAGACGCCUCUUUUCCGAGACACCUUGGUGACGACCGAUCCUCAGAACAUCCAGACCAUCCUUGCGCUCAAGUUCAAGGACUUUGGCCUGGGUGUGAACCGGACCGAGAACUUUGAGCCACUGCUGGGACACGGCAUUUUUGCGACAAAUGGCAAGCAAUGGGAGCACUCUAGAGCCAUGCUGCGUCCGCAGUUCAUCCGUGGCCAAGUCAGCGACCUUAACCUUGAAGAAGAGCAUGUCAAAGCUCUGAUGACGGUGCUCAAUCGUCGGGUCGGUCCGGAUGGAUGGACUAAUCUAGUGGACGUUCUGCCUCUCUUCUUCCGCCUCACACUGGAUUCCGCAACCGAGUUCCUCUUUGGAGAGAGCGUCAACAGCCAGCUCGAUCAAGUCCACCCCACGUCUGAAAAGGACGGCAACUUUGCAUAUGCUUUUGACAAGGCACAGUAUAAUCUAUCGAUCGGGGCUCGUCUGGGGCCCAAUUACUGGGUCGUCCACACUCCCGAGUUUAAACGCAUGGUUAAAAGGGUCCACGCAUAUGUCGAUUACUUUGUUCAAAAGGCUCUCGUCCAGGGCGAGAAAAUGCCCGUGAAUGAAGACAAAUACGUCUUUCUCAAUGCAUUAGCCAAAGAAACCCGAGAUCCCGAAGAACUACGGUCCCAGCUUCUCAACAUCUUACUUGCCGGCCGAGACACCACUGCGUCUACACUGGGAUGGUUCUUCUACACCAUGGCCGAUCCCAUGUAUGCGUCCGUAUUCCGACGGCUGCGAGCAACCAUUUUGGAAGAAUUCGGAACAUAUUCCAAUCCCAAAGAAAUCACAUUUGAGAAGAUGAAAGGCUGUCAAUAUCUCCAAUGGUGCCUGAAUGAAUGCCUUCGUUUAUAUCCCGCAGUGCCGAUGAAUGUUCGCACUGCACAAGUAGACACAACGCUGCCUAUUGGCGGCGGCCCAGACGGACAAUCGCCAAUUUUCGUGCCAAAGGGCCAGGACGUUGGUUAUUCGGUUCAUUUGAUGCACCGCCGCAAGGAUAUUUGGGGUCCUGAUGCCGAAAUCUUCAAGCCGGAGAGGUGGGAGACACGCAGGCCAGGUUGGGAUUAUCUUCCCUUCAACGGAGGACCAAGAAUCUGCAUCGGCCAACAGUUUGCGCUGACCGAGGUCGGCUAUGUUGUCAUCCGAUUGAUGCAGCGCAUCGACAGCAUUGAUGGCUCACAGGUUGGCCCUAUCAAACACGGCCUGACUUUGACCAACUGCCCUGGCGAGGGAGUUAAUGUCAAGCUACAUUUUGCUGAGUAG